Cydia strobilella is the source of this 6145-nucleotide messenger RNA. RefSeq lists its product as uncharacterized. The transcript has a single exon. Gene Ontology annotation, biological process: DNA integration. NCBI's taxonomy places the organism in Eukaryota, Metazoa, Arthropoda, Insecta, Lepidoptera, Tortricidae. Bases 245 to 6145 code for a protein of 1966 amino acids. The record is from RefSeq and is a predicted model, not a curated record. Gene Ontology annotation, molecular function: nucleic acid binding.
UGUCGUGUUAAAUUAGACUUUAAUAGUUUAGACUUAAGGCUGAAAAUUGUUUGUAUCAUAUCUAAUGCAACUCGUUGCUAUGUGCCGCCAGGCAGUCCGCUGCUGGCCGCGAGCCUAUGCACAUACGCUCUCGUGACAUUUUUUGUAAUUGUGUGUUUUACAUAAUAUAUCUUCGUGUUAGAACCUCGGCCUUUUCUUCAUACGAACCCCAUACAGUCAACAAAGUGGUCUUCGAACCGGAUCCAUGCACCGCACUCCGACUACGAUUGAAACGCGGCGGUCAAAAGCGCGUCGUGCAGAACAAUUAAAGAGGCUUCUAGAAGAAGAACAAAGAAUGUCUGAAAAGGGCGAGACGUGUGAAGCACCUUAUGGUCAAAGUUCUACAGCCAGGUUGGAAGAAAUUAAGCCACUUUCAAGUAUUCCGAAUGAUUUGGUUAUCAUAAAACCAACGGAGGGUAGCGUGAAGUCUGAACCAACCGCGGUAGAAUUAAUAAAGAAAAAAAUAAUUCAUACUUCUGCUUCGUAUGUUAAUGCCAGCAAAGCUAGCAGCAAGGGCUCAAGAACUUCAUCGGCUUCUAGAACAGCAAAGAAGAAGCAACUUUUGUUAGAAGCCGCAAAACAAAAAGCUGUCAUACAGAUGGAGAUCAUCGAUAAGACUCUGGAUGCUCAAUUAGCAGAGCUGGACGACGAGGAACAAGUGUACGGUUCACAAGUAAGUCGAAGGAGCUAUUCUCGAAGUCGCGUUGAAAAUUGGGUGGAAAAUCAGAGCAACUUGGAAUCGCAAGACGAUUUGCAGCCAGCCCCCGAUAAUGGCAUAAUUAACAUGGGCGAGUUGCAUCAGCAAGUGUCACAUGUACCGCCCGAGCCCGGUCCAGCGCCACGCGCCGCCACGCCCGCGCCAGCCCAGGCGCCCGUGCCGGCCGCUCCGCUGCCGCCGCCCGACGGCACCGUCAUGGCACUCAACAAUGCGAUACAAGUUAUGGCCGAUGCUGUGAAGAAUAUCUCCACUGCCAGCGCACCGAAUACCAGCCUACUCAGUCGACUCAGCACGCCAAAAGAUCUCCCCGAGUUCUCUGGCGAUUAUUUAGAAUGGUUGCAGUUUAAACAAGCAUAUAACGAGUCUACUGAGUUAUGUAAAUUCACCGAUAAGGAGAACCUUUGGAGGCUUAGAAAAUGUUUGCGCGGAGCCGCUAAGGAUGCAGUCAACGCUUUGUUCAUAAGUGCCACGUCACCUGAGAAAGUCAUGUCGGCGUUGGAACUACGAUAUGGUAACUCCGAGUGCAUCAUUUCCCGCAUAUUGUACGACAUUAAAAAGCUUCAACCAUUGCACCAAGAUUACCACAAAGAUAUUAUAACGUUCUCGUUAAAAGUUCAGAACUACGUGGAAGCAGUACGAGCGGUCGGUCAAGAGGAGCACCUACAGGGGGUAAACAUAGUUUCCAUAAUUUUAUCUAAGCUGCCGACCGUACUAAUAUCGAAGUGGUCAGAUUAUAGCUUCAAUUUAAUCAAAGAUGGUAAAAAACCUAGAUUGGUCAUCAUGUCUGACUUUCUUAACGAGGAGGCAGUCAAGAUUUCAACCACUGCAAGUACCUAUAUGGCCACUAAAAGUGAGAGUUACAAACAUAAAACCUCAGACACUAACAACGCACGUAACCAUACAAUAUUAGUGCACGGCGAAGGAAGCGAUAAAAAAUGCCUAUUUUGCCGAACAUCUGUUCACAAGAUAACCGAUUGUAAACAGUUUAAACGAGCGCUGCGCAAAGUCAGGUGGCAAUUCGUUAGAAAAAACGGCUUAUGUUAUAAAUGCCUAUUAUCGAAACACGAACGAGAAUCGUGCCGUGCGCCUGCUUGCGAUAAGGACGAUUGUGGCGAAGCACAUCAUCGACUCCUGCACUACACGGUAAAUAAGAUCGAGGUACCGCUUGCGUCAUCAUCAUCAUCGGGCCCUUCGAGUUCUACAACAUGUCCUACUACGAGUGCGUCAACGCAGCAAGACCUCGAAUCCAAAUCUGUUCCUGAGACUUUGACGCAUAUUAACGUAAGUGAUAAAACGGUGUUGCUGAAAGUAGUACGUAUCAAUGUUCACGGACCUACCGGUGUAUUUUCAACUACGGCCUUAUUGGACGAUGGUUCUUCGAUUAGUUUAAUAAGUUCGAAAUUAGCGCGGCGCGCGGGAUUAAGUGGACGUACUAGCACGUUUUGCACACAAGGUGCAUUUCUCGGCAGCGAAUUAGUGCGCGAUUCUACCAUUGUGAAUGUGAACAUUACGGGUAUAGACAAUAAGGUGCAUAAUUUAAGAGUGCGUAGUGUCGACGAUUUGAGUGUACCGUUGCAAAGUUUAUCAGUUUUAAAAUGUACUAACUUUACUCAUUUAAAAGAUAUUAGAGAUAAAUUAUGUACUUCCGAUUCAAAACCUGAGAUGUUAAUAGGUCAAGAUAAUUAUCAUUUAAUGUUGCCUUUACAAAUUAGAGAAGGUAAAAAUAACGAGGGGUAUGCUAGCCUCACUCCCCUGGGUUGGUGUGCUCAUGGGAAGAUGUACGUGCCGCAGGGCGUCCGCCCGCCCACGCAGGUCGAGUCUAACCUUUUUAUUUCAGAUAUGGAGGACACGACGGAUACCUCAGAGGGUCUCGAUCUGUUAAGGCAGAUCCAUGAGGAGGUCCGCCUGUCAUUCAAAGUGGACACGAUGGGCGUGACAUGCGCGCCGCGGCAGAACGCGCAGGACGCGCGCGCCGUGGCGCAGCUGCAGCAGUCAGCGGAGCUGCGCGCCGGCCGCUGGCAUGUCGGCCUGCCGUGGAAGGAGGACCACCCAUCCAUGCCUGACUCGUAUCCUAGCGCUCUUAAAAGGAUGAAAGGUAUCGAAAAUAAAAUGACAAAAGACUCUGGUUUUGCUGAAAGGUAUCGGGAGCGUGUGACGCAUUUACUUCAAAAUGAUUACGCAUCUCAGCUGUCAGAUACUCAGGUGAGGCCCAAAACAUGGUAUCUCGCUCAUUUCGGAGUAGAUAACGUCAACAAAAAGCGUCUGCGUUUGGUCUUCGACUCAGCAAAUAAGGUAAAUGGCUUAUGUUUAAACGAUUUCUUAUUAACAGGUCCCGAUUUGCUGUCGUCACUAUUUGGUAUUAUGUUACGCUUUAGGGAAAACAAGAUUGGAGUAACUGGCGACAUCAAGGAUAUGUUUUUAAGGAUCAAGAUUCGAGUCGAAGAUCAACACGCUUUAAGGUUCCUAUGGAGGGACAACCCUACUGACGUACUAAAAACGUAUGUUAUGACAUCACUUCCGUUUGGGGCUAAUUGCAGUCCUUUUGUUAGUCAGUUUAUCAAAAACUUGAACGCGCGACGGUUCGAGUCAACUAUGCCGGACGCUGUCGAUGCGAUAUGUAACUCGCAUUACGUAGAUGACUACAUAGACAGUUUUGCAGACGAAACCGCGGCCAUCAAAAUGGUAAGAAAUAUAAAUUUAAUUCACAGUGCCGGCGGUUUCGAGAUGAGAAACUGGACUAGCAACAGUGUCUCGGUUUUAAACAGUCUGCCAAAUCAAACCUUAGGUACAGCGGCCGUAAGGUUUAAAGUCGAUCAGCAGCAACAAGGUGAGCGUACUCUCGGCCUAAUAUGGUAUCCGGCCGAUGAUAAGUUGACAUUCGACUUAUCAUUAAAACGGAUUCCCGAAAGUAUUGUCAACGGUGAUGAGCGUCCUACAAAGCGUCUUAUGCUCAGGGUAAUAAUGUCGAUUUUCGAUAUUUUAGGAUUCUUAUCUCCUUUCACCAUUCAGGGUCGUAUUAUGCUGCAGGAUACCUGGCGGUUAAAUAUAGACUGGAAUGAUUACAUUCCGGAUGUUAUUUACAACAAGUGGCGAAAAUGGAUUGACCUACUUAAGGUAAUUAGCGACAUACGUAUACCAAGGUGCUAUCAAUCAGCUGUUCGCAAUCACAACCACGGAGAUGACGAGUCUCCACCUGUGCGAGUAAGCGAGACGGCAGAUCACCUGAGCGGAGCAUCUGCUGGUACCCCGAGCGCGACGUUGCCGCUAUCGACGUUUGCGCCUGGCAACGUUGCGCCUACGUCAUGCGCUACGAAGGUCUACGAAUCCGUAGCAGAGCCUACAAGCGCUACGCGUACGGCAAAGGUAGGUUAUAAUAACUUACAAUUGCAUGUGUUUUGUGAUAGUAGUACUCGGGCUAUGUGUACUGUUGCUUAUUGGCGUUGGGAGAUAAAUGGUCGUAUUAAAGUUGCCUUUAUUGCCAGUAAAUGUAAAGUUAUGCCUGUAAAACCAUUGACAGUACCUAAGGCCGAGUUACAAGCUGCACUAUUAGCCGCAAGGCUGGCUAAUACAAUAGGUAAGGAGCACAAGAUAGUUCCCGAGCGGCGUUACUUUUGGUGCGACAGUUCAACUGUGUUGCAUUGGGUGCGUAACAAUACGCGCUCAUAUAAAACGUUCGAAGCGAACCGGUUGGGCGAAAUUGAUGAGUUAUCCCGCGUAGACGAGUGGAAUUAUAUACCUACAAAGCUAAAUGUAGCGGAUUUAGCUACGCGGGAGACUUUCGAUUGCGCUCAACUAGAUAAAUGGUUCGCGGGUCCGAAUUUUUUAUAUGAAGACGUAUCCUUGUGGCCAAAAGAUGUAAUUUUGUCACAGUCAGACGCCGCGUCGCCUGAAUGUGUUGCUGUCGUACAUGAGGGUUCAAUUGGACUGGCUGUACCGGACCCAUUGCGGUUUUCUUCUUGGUUACGCUUGAAGCGGGCCACGGCUACGGUACUAGCGUUUAUCGACAGAUGCAAAGGUCUUCAAGGACAAGUUGAUUGCGGUACUAUGGAACGAGCUGAAAGAUUGCUUAUACAGCACGCACAGGCGGAGUCCUUCGGCGAAGAUAUCGUCACUAUUAAAAAUGGUAAGCCGUUGCACCGCACCAGUAGAUUGGUCUUUCUGUCACCGGUGUUUGACGAACAUAGUCUGCUGCGAGUGAGCGGCCGCAUAGAUGCUGUAACAGACGUACCUAUUGAUGUUAAAAGGCCGGUAAUACUCGAUGGUCGGCAUCAGGUGAGUAAGUUGAUCGUCCGAGAUUAUCACGUGAAGCUGGCGCACGGGAACCAAGAAACCAUAGUUAAUGAGGUAAAACAACGGUUCUGGAUCUUACGUCUAAGACCAACCGUUAAGUUCAUAGCUUCAUCCUGUAUGCUGUGCAGAAUCCGUAAGUGUCAACCGCGUAUUCCGCGAAUGGGGGACUUACCAAGGGCACGAAUGGCACAUCAUCAGCGUGCAUUCUCAUACUGCGGUUUAGACCUGUUCGGACCGAUGGAGGUCGUCGUGGGACGACGCCGUGAGAAAAGGUAUGGAGUUUUGUAUACUUGCCUGACGGUGCGCGCGAUCCACAUUGAGCUAGUCUCCUCUCUGACUUCGGACUCGCUGAUAAUGUCGCUGCAUCGGAUGGCGGCUAGGCGUGGCUGGCCAUCACACCUGUUCUCCGAUAAUGGGACGAACCUGCGUGGCGCCUGUACUGAGUUGCAGCGAUCGAUGCAGGAACUGAACGCCGAAGAGCUGAAAAGCUACGGUGCCAACAAAGGUAUGGAGUGGACUUUUAUCCCUCCCGCUAGCCCCCAUUGGGGUGGGGCGUGGGAGAGGCUAAUUCGUAGCGUAAAAACGUCUCUCAAAGUAAUUUUAAAUGAGCGUGCACCACGGGACGAAGUUUUAAGCACGCUUAUGGCGGAAGUCGAGAAUAUAGUGAACUGUCGUCCCCUGAUGCACGUCUCUGUAGAAAAUGGAGGUGUGGAAUCACUCACACCGAACCAUUUCCUUCUUGGCACGUCGUCAAAUCUGCCUACUAUCGGUUCUUUUGACGGCUCUGAUCUGUACCUGCGGAAACACUGGCGUACAGCUCAGCGGCUAACCGAUAUGUUCUGGCAGAGAUGGUUGAAGGAGAUCCUACCCGACCUCAUACCAAGAAGGAAAUGGCACGAGGAAAGGAAGCCGCUGCAAGUCGGCGACCUCGUCCUUGUUGUGGACCCGAACUCUCCCCGCAACAUGUGGCCAAAAGGUUUGGUCACUCAAGUGUUUGCCGGUAAGGACGGGCGCAUAAGGCUGGUGGAGGUAAAGACCAGGACUGGGACUUGGCGUCGGUCUGCGGCACGCAUCGCACCUAUCUCUUUAGUUGAUUAG